Molecule: messenger RNA, 1610 nt
Organism: Microcebus murinus (gray mouse lemur)
Lineage: Eukaryota; Metazoa; Chordata; Mammalia; Primates; Cheirogaleidae
Source: RefSeq, a predicted model, not a curated record
CCCUGCUGCGAAAGGGCGGGGGUAGAGAGCCUGCAGCCACCGGGAAAUACCCCGAGUAACCCGAGGCCCGCAGGGACUGGGGCCGCAGGGGUGAGGAAAGGGAGACAAGGACCAGACAGGUCCUGAAAAAUCCAAGAAAAGGGAGGAGAGGAGGGGAGUGCCCCAAGAUGGGAUGUAGGAUAAAUAAAAGAAUCUAAUAUUUUCUGAAGGCAAAUUAUACUGCAGGCAUGGUGCUGGAUACUCUCUUAACACUGUGAAUUGAGCACCUUUACCUUACUCCACCUUGUAGAUGAAAAACCUGAGGCUCAGAGAGGUCAAAAAACUUAAUCAAGACCACGCAGCAAAUGAUGAUGUUCCAAAAACCCACUCUUUUUCCACCGGCAUGGUUUCCUGGGGUCUCUACUCUGGGGAUGAGGAGGAGGCAUACUCAGCUGAGCCGCUGCCAGAGCUCUGCUACAAGGCGGAUGUCCAGGCCUUCAGUCGCGCUUUCCAACCCAGUGUCUCCCUGACUGUGGCUGCGCUGGGCCUGGCCGGCAAUGGCCUAGUCCUGGCCACCCACCUGGCGGCCCGACGCGCAGCUCGCUCGCCCACCUCCGCCCACCUGCUCCAGUUGGCCCUGGCCGACCUCCUACUAGCACUGACCCUGCCCUUCGCAGCAGCAGGGGCUCUCCAGGGCUGGAGUCUGGGAAGUGCCACCUGCCGGGCCAUCUCCAGCCUCUACUCGGCCUCCUUCCACGCCGGCUUCCUCUUUCUGGCCUGUAUCAGCGCCGACCGCUACCUGGCCAUCGCGCGAGCGCUCCCAGGCGGCCCGCGGCCCUCCACGCGCGGCCGUGCGCACUUGGUCUCAGUCAUCGUGUGGCUGCUGUCGCUGCUUCUGGCGCUGCCUGCACUCCUCUUCAGCCGGGACGGGCAGCGGGAAGGCCAACGACGCUGUCGCCUCAUUUUCCCCGAGGGCCUCACGCAGACGGUGAAGGGGGCGAGCGCCGUGGCGCAGGUGGUCCUGGGCUUCGCGCUGCCCCUGGGCGUAAUGGCAGCCUGCUACGCGCUGUUGGGCCGCACGCUGUUGGCCGCCAGGGGGCCCGAGCGCCGGCGUGCGCUCCGCGUCGUGGUGGCCCUGGUGGCGGCCUUCGUGGUACUGCAACUGCCCUACAGUCUCGCCCUGCUGCUGGAUACGGCAGAUCUACUGGCUGCUCGCGAGCGGAGCUGCCCUGCCAGCAAGCGCAAGGAUCUGGCUCUGCUGGUGACCAGUGGCUUGGCCCUCGCCCGCUGCGGCCUCAAUCCCGUGCUCUACGCCUUUCUGGGCCUGCGCUUCCGCCAGGACCUGAGGAGGCUGCUCCGGGGCGGGGGCUGCAGCCCAGGCCCUCACCCCCGCGGCGGCUGCCCCCGCCGGCCCCGCCUUUCUUCCUGCUCCGCUCCCACUGAGACCCACAGUCUCUCCUGGGACAACUAGGGCUGCCAAUCUAGAGGAGGGGGCGGACUGAGGAGACGAUUCCAGGAGGGUACCGGGAAAGGGGAGUAGGUGGGGGGAAACUAAGAAAGAGGUAGAGACCUAAAGGGAUUGCUUCUGUGCCUUGCCACAUUAAAUUGAUAACAUGGAAAUGAGAUGCAAC